AUGGCCGGUCCCGGGUGGGUGUGGAUCCUGAUGGCGCUGGGCGCGACCCCGGUGGAGGGCGAGCUGAUCAAAGCCCAGUUCUCCUGGGACCCCGAGACCGUGGGGAUGAUUCAUGGCUCGUUCUUCUGGGGGUACAUCGUCACGCAGAUCCCUGGGGGAUUCAUCGCCCAGAAGUUCGCUGCCAACAGGGUGUUUGGUUUUGCCAUAGUCGCCACCUCCACCCUCAACAUGCUGAUCCCCUCGGCUGCCCGGGUUCACUACAGCUGCGUCAUCCUCGUCAGGAUACUGCAGGGGCUCGUGGAGGGUGUCACCUACCCAGCAUGCCAUGGGAUCUGGAGCAAGUGGGCCCCACCCCUGGAGAGAAGCCGACUGGCUACAACGGCGUUCUGCGGUGAGGGACUCGACCACGAAAAAGUCGCGUUCGCUGCGCUGGGAAGUUCAUCCUCCUUACUGUAACCGGCAUGCCCCUGUGUCUCGAGUGGUGCUGUCCCUGUUCUCUCUAGGUCUGUUAGGUCGAAGGUCAGAUUCUUGCUCUCUAUAUGGGAACGCGGUUUCUGUUGAGACCGUGGAUGUCUACGGCUGGGAGUUGUCCACCAUGAGGCAGAGGUGGGGAAGGCUGGGGUUCUUCUACAAAGGUGAAA
Messenger RNA from Lepisosteus oculatus (spotted gar), 641 nucleotides. The record is from RefSeq and is a predicted model, not a curated record. Lineage: Eukaryota; Metazoa; Chordata; Actinopteri; Semionotiformes; Lepisosteidae.